AUGGGUCUAUCAUACAACGUCUACCUGACUUCCAACAAGAUCUUUGGGUGUAAGGGAUGCAAGACUCAUCUGGCAGACUUCAAUGAUAUCAUGAGUCGGAACUUCCGAGGCCAGCAUGGAAAAGCAUACCUCUUUAAUAAAGUCGUCAACGUCACGCAAGGCGAAGCUGUAGAGCGCAACAUGACGACAGGUCGACAUAUCGUGCGCGACAUCGCCUGCAGACAGUGCAAGGAAACCGUAGGAUGGAAGUACGACAAGGCAUACGAGAGCAGUGAGAAAUACAAGGAGGGCAAAUUCAUCCUCGAGGAAGAGCUAUUCUGUGUCGUUUGUUAG
Penicillium egyptiacum is the source of this 333-nucleotide messenger RNA. The record is from the annotation of a GenBank genome assembly. Lineage: Eukaryota; Fungi; Ascomycota; Eurotiomycetes; Eurotiales; Aspergillaceae.